This is a messenger RNA of Gamsiella multidivaricata, 1857 nucleotides long. RefSeq lists its product as uncharacterized. The record is from RefSeq and is a predicted model, not a curated record. Gene Ontology annotation, biological process: regulation of transcription by RNA polymerase II. Gene Ontology annotation, cellular component: nucleus. Lineage: Eukaryota; Fungi; Mortierellomycota; Mortierellomycetes; Mortierellales; Mortierellaceae. The transcript is spliced from 4 exons. Bases 26 to 1774 code for a protein of 582 amino acids. Gene Ontology annotation, molecular function: DNA-binding transcription factor activity, RNA polymerase II-specific; RNA polymerase II cis-regulatory region sequence-specific DNA binding.
AUUCCUCCCUCCUUUUGAUCAGCCGAUGCUAACAGAGAUGCUCACUCAUAGCAUGCCUUCAAUGUUGUCGUCUGCAUCACCCCCUCGAUCACCGAUUCCAACCUUGAAUGAUUUCUAUGAUUCUAGUCGAUCCCCAGACGACAGCGACUCAACGGCCUCCACAAGGACUCGCUCACGGACCCCAGAAACACUGCCACUAGACCACAGCAACAGCAGCAGCAGGAGCUUAUUAAAAAGGAAGCGCCACGGUAUCUCCAGCCAGGGAAAUACGGCUACAGAGUCCUCUGAAAUCAAGCAAGCGACAAAGCGUCCCCAACGCACACGCUCAAACAGCAUCUGUAACCCAAGUCUCACGGCAGAUCAGGAUUGUAUGCCGGACCCAGGCUCGGAGUCAGUUUCGGACUCUUCGCAGGAAAGGAAUACUAGGGCGACCAGCAAAUCAAGAUCCACCAGGAGCCGGUCAUCAACAACUGCACCAAAGCCAACAAGGACGGUUCUCUCACAUAAGAAGAUGUACGCCUGUCUGUAUCCUGGAUGCGAGAAGUCUUACACAAAACCCUCACGACUCAAGCAACACGAACUUGUGCACACAGAUGAGCGUCCGUACCGAUGUUACGAGCUAGGAUGCACCAGUUCAUUCCGGAGAGAAGACCAUCUUGCAAUUCAUAUCAAGGGCCAUGGUUCCUCACGAGAGUUCCGGUGCUUUCAGCCCGGAUGUACAAAAGCCUUUUACACUCAGGACAAACUCACACGCCAUCUCAAAAGUCAUGAUAGUUUUGUCGUUCCUCCUGAAACGACAGCGACAGUGAUGGCAUCAUCGGCUCAAACAGUAACUGGCACCAUGGAUAAUGAUAUCAAAUCGGAAGAUGGCAAUUCAGGACAAAGGCGUAUAUCAUUGAGUUCAGACGCUAUCCAACGGUUGGCGGAUCAAAUUGAGAAGGAGAAGCCAUACGUCUGUACAUGGGAAGGGUGCUUUAAGCGAUUCAAGAAGCAUCGAAAGCUGAAGACACAUGUUUGCAUGGUUCACGAGGGAUGUAAGCCAUACCCGUGCACAUAUGAGGGCUGCGAAAUGAGUUUUCAGACCCCCAGCAAACUUCAGAAGCAUCAACUUGGGCACAGUGAUGUGCUGAGAUAUGCAUGUGGAUAUCCGGGAUGUGGCAGCUACUUUACCAAAUGGUCUUUGCUCCAAAAACAUACAAAACUAUGUCACAAAUCCAUCCCUUGCUCCGUGUGUGGGAAGAUGGUUCCGAAAAGCAAUAUGAAAGCACAUGUCAAGACCCACGAUGCCUCUCGGCCUGUCGUUCCAUGCACCUACGAAGGAUGUACCAAAGUCUACUCAACGGAAUAUACACUAGCGACUCACAUCAAAUCCAUGCACAACAAGGACCCAGAUGCACCCAAGUUCAAAUGCGAGUAUGACGGCUGCAAUGUGGGGUAUGAAUACAAACAUGUCCUAGAGAGGCAUAUUCAACGCGUUCAUUUGGGCCCGAAAAUACCUCGAAAGAAGAGAAGCGACGCGAUCAUAUCCUCGGGUCCUCUGGACGACCUACUGGGGUUCACGCAGACUGAUGUCGUAGACAAGCUGCCCUAUGCCUGCAACAUUCUCGGUUGUGAACGGCGAUAUACCACAGAGAGACUGCUGAGGAGACAUUUGAGGAGUCAAGAACAUCGGACAGGCGACACGACGGGGGCCGAGGCGAUCCAGUCAAUGGAGGAGGCGGAGAACCAGGCUAUUCGGGAUAUUAUCGACAUGAGCCUCGAAGGCGGCGUUUGAUUUUGCAAUCCUGUACUUUGGAUCAUUUUGUAAUUCUAGGAACCAUGCGCAUUGGCAUUAUAUCUUGUACAAAUAUAAAUGAG